UUUCAACUUUGUUGACGCUCCAUCAUCGGAUUCUCAUUUGGUUCCACCGGCCACUGAUUCAUCUCAAAUUUAUCUUCUCCGUGAGACUGACACUGAUAGCGACGGCUCCACCGUGAGUUCCCGGAAUCUGCGGCCUCUCUGGUCACCCGCAUUCUCCUUCUUCUUCACGAUUCAUGGCCGCUGGCCGGUGCUGAGUCGCCGUUGUUGUGUUACUGUUUCAUCUAGGUCCAUUCCUCGGCAUUCAUUUCCACAUUUCUACGUUCGUUUUGGAACGUGGUCGUUUUCUUAUAGCGCACGAGGCUUUAAGACAACGAAAAUCGCAGCAGAGUAGCAGAGGAUUCGGAUCAGACCAAACGGCAGAAACGAACGACGGCGUUUGGAGGAUCCAAUCCAUUUCUCGAGCAAGUUGGCCAUUGCAUUCGAUAUCUGAACCGCAUCGCUGUAUCGAACGGACGCAUCGUUUUCGGGAACGGUUUUCUGAAAGGACAGACGAUUCGACAUCCUGAAAAUGUGCGAAGCAUGAGCGCAAUGACUUGGGUAUCUACAAUUAUGGAUUGAUAUAGACUGAAUCAAGGUGGUGGCCUGUUGGGCUGGGAGAAGGUUUGGCUACAUUGAGAAAUGGGGACGGUUGCCGGAGAGGAGUUGAUGAACUUGGAGAAAAUGCAGGAAAUAAAUGCCCGUGAAGAGAAAAUUCUUGUAUUAGUAAGGUUGAGACCUUUGAAUGAGAAGGAGAUUAUGAUGAAUGAAUCAGUGGAUUGGGAGUGCAUCAAUGAUACUAGUAUCUUGUACCGGAAUACCUUACGGGAGGGGUCCACAUUUCCAAGUGCCUAUACUUUUGAUAGAGUAUUUGGAGGUGAUUGCUCUACAAAGCAGGUGUACGAGGAAGGAGCCAAAGAAAUUGCAUUUUCUGUAGUCAGUGGUAUCAACUCGAGUAUUUUUGCAUAUGGUCAAACAAGCAGUGGAAAGACAUACACCAUGAACGGAAUUCUUGAACAUUCAGUGUCAGAUAUAUUUGAUUACAUUAGAAAGCAUGAAGAAAGAGCAUUUGUUGUGAAGUUUUCAGCUAUUGAGAUAUACAAUGAAGCUGUUAGAGACCUCCUGAGCACAGAUACUACUCCUCUCAGGCUGCUAGAUGACCAUGAGCGAGGGACUGUUGUGGAGAAAGUCACUGAGGAAACUUUGAGGGACUGGAACCAUUUAAAGGAGCUCAUUUCAAUGUGUGAAGCUCAACGACGGAUUGGAGAGACCUCGCUGAAUGAGAAAAGUUCUAGAUCUCAUCAAAUUAUUAAAUUGACAAUUGAAAGUUCUGCUCGAGAGUUUUUAGGAAAAGACAAUUCAACCACCCUUGCUGCUAGUGUGAAUUUUAUUGAUUUAGCUGGGAGUGAACGUGCAGCUCAAGCAUUAUCAGCAGGGGCGAGAUUGAAAGAAGGCUGCCACAUAAAUCGCAGUUUACUGACUCUCGGUACUGUCAUUCGCAAAUUAAGCAAAGGAAGAAAUGGUCAUAUCAAUUACAGAGAUUCUAAGCUGACGCGAAUAUUGCAGCCAUGCUUAGGUGGCAAUGCUAGAACAGCCGUCAUCUGUACAUUGAGCCCCGCAAGAACUCACGUUGAACAAACUAGAAACACUCUCUUGUUUGCUUGUUGUGCAAAAGAGGUGACUACAAAAGCACAAGUCAACGUGGUCAUGUCUCAGAAGGCUUUGGUUAAGCAUUUGCAGAAAGAGGUAGCCAGAUUGGAGAGUGAGUUGAGAACCCCUGCCCCUGUUUCAUCCAGUUCUGAAUAUGCAGCCUUACUUAAAAAGAAAGAUCUACAAAUUGAGAAGAUGGCGAAGGAGAUUAGAGAGCUCACAAAGCAAAGGGACCUCGCUCAAUCCCGGAUUGAAGAUUUACUUCGUAUGGUUGGACAUGAUGAUGUCGUGAGAAAGGAUAUCGAAAGUAGUUAUUCCAAAUUGCAAGCGAGGGAUGCUUUAGAGGAUGAAGGUUCACCAUCAGAAACUUCAAGUGUGGCUGAUUUUCGUGAUAGAGAUAUGGGUGUAAAAUCCUUCAACAAUCCUCAUUAUUAUGAUGGAGACAGUGAUGAUGGAAAGAGGUUUCUUGACUCUUACUCAGGUCACAGUCCAAUGACAACAACUGCUCUUGCAAUAGUCGAAGAUUCCGAUGACUGCAAGGAAGUUCAAUGUAUUGAAAUGGGAGAGUCGAUCAGGGAUGAUAACUUGUCACCGCUUGCUGCUAAUAACGGUGAAUUUAGAGGAAAUGGUCAUGAAAUGAUAUCAACCCCUGUGAAAGGGAAUAGAGAAGCACAUCAGAUUCAAAAUAAUUCAGCAAAUGAUCAGCCGGAGCAAAGACUCCAUAAUGUAAGAAGGACAGAAAUUAUUUCUAUGUUCAGUCCUUACCGCGACCAUGCAUGUUCAAAGGUGACUGCUGAUAUGUCAAGCUCCAGAAGCUUGAAGCUAGCCAGAAGCUGGAGUUGUAGAGCCAAUCUCUCGACUGAUUUAUCACCUGGUAGAGGAGAAACCACCCCUCCUCAUGGAUUUGACCAAAGAUUUCCUGGAAGACCUGAAGGUUUUGAACGGAAACUCCCACAGUUAGUCUUUGAUGACACCCUCCUGAGGCUUGAUUCUCAGUCUUCUAUAGGAAGUGCUCGGAGCAUCAAAACUUCGGCAGAUGAAGACGUUACUCGCUUAGACGCCUUUGUUGCCGGAUUGAAGAAAAUGACCAACUUAGAGUAUGGGAAAGAACUUGCUGAUGGACAGUUUCUGAAGGAUGGCCACGAAUUGGAUCUCUUAAAGGCUUCAAAUGGUGGUGGAGGGGGAGAGACAUUGCAAGAUGCUGCACUAGUCACAUCCGAUUGGAACCAAGAAUUUCAGAGGCUGCGGAGGAUGAUAGUUGAACUUUGGCAAACUUGCAACGUCUCGAUAGUCCACAGAACUUACUUUUUCUUGCUCUUCCAAGGUGAUCCUACCGAUUCCAUUUACAUGGAAGUGGAGAUUAGGAGACUGACUUUUAUGAAGCAAUCAUUUUAUUACGGUAAUGAAGCUAUGGAAGAUGGCCGGAAAGUUUCUUUUGCUUCAAGUGUGAGAGAUCUUCGUCGCGAGAGAGAAACAUUGAGUAAGCUAAUGCGGAAACGAUUCUCAGAAGAAGAGAGAAAGAGACUAUUCCAGCAAUGGGGAAUCUUGUUGAAUUCAAAACGCCGAAGACUGCAGCUGAUCAACUGCUUGUGGAGCGACUCGAAGAACAUGAACCAUGUAACAGAGAGUGCCGCCAUUGUUGCGAAGCUUGUGAAGUUUGCUGAACAAGGACAGGCCCUCAAGGGGAACUUUGGUCUCAGCUUCAUCACACCACUGAAAAAUAGAAGAUCAUAUAGCUGGAAGAACAGGAGUUCUCUUCCAUGAACUGAGGAGCUGCACAUAUAAUAACUCAAUAUAGUUAUGAAAGAAACUAAACCAAACCGUCAUUAAUUUUGUAAUAGGGCUGUAUAAAUCCCUUGUAAUCUUGCUUGAUCUAGGAAGUUAAUUUAGAUUAGGCUGAUUGAUUUAGUUUUUCGUGGUUGUGUAUUUUGUGAAACUCGAAACAUUAUAAUUGUCACGUUUUUUUCAUCUCUUUUGCCCUUCAAA
Messenger RNA from Cucurbita pepo subsp. pepo (vegetable marrow), 3612 nucleotides. Its product is annotated as kinesin-like protein KIN-7E. The record is from RefSeq and is a predicted model, not a curated record. Lineage: Eukaryota; Viridiplantae; Streptophyta; Magnoliopsida; Cucurbitales; Cucurbitaceae. Gene Ontology annotation, biological process: microtubule-based movement. Gene Ontology annotation, molecular function: ATP binding; microtubule binding; microtubule motor activity.